AGAAGGCUUGGAGCCCAGACACCUGCUCACUCACCACCAGCUGGGCUCCGCCUGGGCCUGCCCGGCACCCACCCCGGCCACCAAGGGCAGCAGCUUUUCCAGAAUUUGGCUGGCAGGCCUAGUCACCCCACCUCGCCACCUCACCACUGCACCUCGGAGGCCAGCCCUGUCCACUCCACUCUGUGCCUGGCUUCUCUUGCCUGCCUUGGGCCUUCGUGUGGCCCCUCCACGGUGUCUGGGACUGAGUGCCCCUCUUGCCUCCUGAAGAGCAGCCAUGGCCACCUACAAAGUCAGGGUGGCCACAGGCACCGACCUCUUGUCGGGAACACGGGACUCCAUCUCACUGACCAUUGUGGGGACACAAGGAGAGAGCCAUAAGCAGCUGCUGAACCACUUUGGGAGAGACUUUGCAACUGGGGCGGUGGGCCAGUACACCGUGCAGUGCCCUCAGGACCUGGGUGAGCUCAUCAUCAUCCGCCUGCACAAAGAGCGGUACGCCUUCUUCCCCAAGGACCCUUGGUACUGCAACUAUGUGCAGAUCUGUGCCCCCAACGGCCGUAUCUACCACUUCCCCGCCUACCAGUGGAUGGAUGGCUACGAGACCCUGGCACUCCGGGAGGCCACAGGAAAGACAACAGCAGAUGACUCGCUCCCCGUCCUCCUGGAGCACAGAAAAGAGGAGAUCAGAGCCAAGCAGGACUUCUACCACUGGCGAGUCUUUCUUCCUGGCCUGCCCAGCUAUGUGCACAUUCCCAGUUACCGCCCUCCGGUGCGGAGGCAUCGCAACCCCAACCGGCCUGAGUGGAAUGGCUAUAUUCCGGGAUUCCCAAUUCUCAUCAACUUUAAGGCCACCAAGUUCCUGAACUUAAAUCUCCGCUACUCCUUCCUCAAGACGGCCUCCUUCUUCGUCCGCCUGGGGCCCAUGGCACUGGCUUUCAAAGUCCGCGGCCUGUUGGACUGCAAACAUUCGUGGAAGAGGCUGAAGGACAUUAGGAAAAUUUUCCCUGGCAAGAAAUCUGUCGUCUCCGAGUACGUGGCCGAGCACUGGGCAGAGGACACCUUCUUUGGGUACCAGUACCUCAACGGCGUCAACCCCGGCCUGAUCCGCCGCUGCACGCGGAUCCCAGACAAGUUCCCCGUCACAGACGACAUGGUGGCUCCGUUCCUGGGCGAGGGAACGUGCUUGCAAGCGGAGCUGGAGAAGGGGAACAUUUACCUGGCCGACUACCGCAUCAUGGAGGGCAUCCCCACCGUGGAGCUCAGCGGCCGGAAGCAGCACCACUGCGCCCCCCUCUGCCUGCUGCACUUUGGACCCGAGGGCAAGAUGAUGCCCAUCGCCAUCCAGCUCAGCCAGACCCCUGGGCCAGAUUGCCCCAUCUUCCUGCCCAGUGAUUCUGAGUGGGACUGGCUGCUAGCCAAGACGUGGGUACGCUAUGCGGAGUUCUACAGCCACGAGGCCAUCGCCCACCUGCUGGAGACACACCUCAUUGCUGAGGCCUUCUGCCUGGCCUUGCUGAGGAACCUGCCCAUGUGCCACCCCCUCUACAAGCUCCUCAUCCCCCAUACCCGAUACACCGUCCAGAUCAACAGCAUUGGCCGGGCCGUUCUCCUCAAUGAGGGGGGGCUCUCUGCCAAGGGCAUGUCCCUGGGCGUGGAAGGCUUUGCUGGGGUGAUGGUACGGGCUCUGUCGGAGCUCACCUAUGACAGCCUCUACCUCCCCAAUGACUUUGUGGAGCGUGGGGUCCAGGACCUGCCUGGAUAUUACUACCGCGAUGACAGCUUGGCGGUGUGGAAUGCACUGGAGAAGUAUGUGACGGAGAUCAUCACCUAUUAUUACCCGAGUGACGCAGCCGUGGAGGGUGAUCCGGAAUUGCAGUCUUGGGUGCAGGAAAUAUUUAAAGAGUGCCUCCUGGGGCGGGAGAGCUCAGGCUUCCCUAGGUGCUUGCGAACCGUGCCUGAGCUGAUCCGAUAUGUCACUAUAGUCAUCUACACCUGCUCUGCCAAGCACGCUGCUGUCAACACAGGCCAGAUGGAGUUCACCGCCUGGAUGCCCAACUUCCCAGCGUCCAUGCGGAAUCCACCGAUUCAGACUAAGGGGCUGACCACUCUGGAGACCUUCAUGGACACGUUGCCGGAUGUGAAGACCACGUGCAUCACGCUGCUGGUGCUCUGGACCCUCAGCCGAGAGCCUGACGACAGGCGGCCCCUGGGACACUUCCCGGACAUUCACUUCGUGGAGGAGGCCCCGCGGAGGAGCAUAGAGGCGUUCCGCCAGCGCCUGAACCAGAUCUCACACGACAUCCGCCAGCGCAACAAGUGCCUUCCCAUCCCCUACUACUACCUGGACCCGGUGCUGAUUGAGAACAGCAUUUCUAUUUAGGAGCGCGCUUCCCGUCUCUCCUCUCCCCAUUCUGUGCCCUACUAUUUUCAACAAAACAAAACAAACAAGCAAAAAACACAAAAACCUCAGAGACCAAAACACCAAACAAACAAAAAAACAAAAAACCUUCCUUUC
Molecule: messenger RNA, 2515 nt
Organism: Homo sapiens (human)
Lineage: Eukaryota; Metazoa; Chordata; Mammalia; Primates; Hominidae
Gene: ALOX12B
Product: arachidonate 12-lipoxygenase, 12R type
Exons: 15
Coding region: 275-2380 (701 amino acids)
Biological process (GO): ceramide biosynthetic process; lipoxygenase pathway; sphingolipid metabolic process
Cellular component (GO): cytoplasm; perinuclear region of cytoplasm
Molecular function (GO): arachidonate 12(S)-lipoxygenase activity; arachidonate 8(R)-lipoxygenase activity; metal ion binding
Source: RefSeq, marked reviewed